UAAUUAGCAGCAGCAAUGGACAUUACAGUACUGAUCAAACACUAAUCAAGAAAGUAAGAAAAUCAAUCCAAAUGGCUUCUCUUCCCUGCAAGCUGGUGGGACAAAUUGCUUUCAAGGCAGGUGGAGAUAUCUUCCAUUCCCUCUUAACCUCCAAUCCCGGCCACUUCACCAAGGCCGCGCCUUCGAAGAUUCAGAGCUGCACAUUGCUCAACGGGACCUACGCCACCGAGGGAUCCAUCAUCGAAUGGAACUACACUCACGAGGGGAAGACAGAGACAGCCAAACAGGUCAUUACAAACUUAGAUGAAGAGAAGAAACAGGUCUCUUACAAGUUCAUUGAGGGAGAUUUGGUGCAGCUCUACAAAAAUUUGAUCGUUACGUUCCACGUAGAGACAAGCGGCGGCGUCGACUUCAUCACUUGGACCAUAGAUUAUGAGCUGGUGAAUGCUGACGUUCCUCACCCCAUUACUCUUCUCAAGUUGGCCAUCGAGCUCACUGUCGACAUUGAGACACAUAUCUUUGGAUAAAUGGCCUAUUCGAUUGGAUUGGAUUCGAUUUGCUUGCUUUGUUACUUGUCUUUGUUAUGGAAUGGAUUAAGAAAGUUGCAAAAAAUUUAUAAAUGUGUGAAGAAUAAAUGUGUCAUGGGAGGUUUCUUCCAUGCUUGAAUACUGUUGUUGUUGUGAUCUUUCUUGUUUCUUCAAAUAAAUGUAUUUGCUGCUGCUGCAUACACUCUCUGCUUUUCAUUUAAUUUCAAUUUGUUUCAAGAAUCACAUAAUAUAUGUGUAAGGUUUUUACUCUAAUUAAAUGACCAAAACCAUUUAAUUA
Messenger RNA from Andrographis paniculata, 825 nucleotides. Its product is annotated as kirola-like. Gene Ontology annotation, biological process: defense response. The transcript is spliced from 2 exons. NCBI's taxonomy places the organism in Eukaryota, Viridiplantae, Streptophyta, Magnoliopsida, Lamiales, Acanthaceae. The coding region runs from base 72 to 527 and encodes 151 amino acids. The record is from RefSeq and is a predicted model, not a curated record.